This is a messenger RNA of Choloepus didactylus (southern two-toed sloth), 1557 nucleotides long. RefSeq names its product tektin 3 (gene TEKT3). Gene Ontology annotation, biological process: cilium assembly; cilium movement involved in cell motility. Gene Ontology annotation, cellular component: microtubule cytoskeleton; nucleus; sperm flagellum. The transcript is spliced from 7 exons. NCBI's taxonomy places the organism in Eukaryota, Metazoa, Chordata, Mammalia, Pilosa, Megalonychidae. The record is from RefSeq and is a predicted model, not a curated record.
AUGGAGCUUUUAGGUUCUACUUUAACGGCAACUUAUGCCCACCCUCAACCAAUGCCGACCAGCUGUCUACCCGCCAUCAGCACUGUGACAUCAAGCUACAGGGACCGCUUCCCCCACUACAACUUGACCCAUAGCUUGAGCCUUCCCUGGAGACUGAACACGUACUACAGAGUGGCCUCCAACCUGCCGGGCUUGGCCCCGUACUGCACCAGAGCCCAGAGGGAGUCCAACAGCACCAUGCUUCCUUUCGUGUCCAACAGAACCACCCUCUUCACCAGGUACACUCCCGACGAUUGGUACCGAUCCAAUCUAACCAACUACCAAGAGUCCACCACGUCCCGACACAACGCAGAGAGGCUGAGGGUAGAUACAUCUCGUCUGAUUCAAGACAAGUACCAACAAACAAGGAAAACCCAGGCAGACUGCACCCAAAACUUGGGAGAACGAGUCAAUGACAUCGGGUUUUGGAAAUCUGAAAUCAUUCAUGAGUUGGACGAAAUGAUUGGAGAGACAAAUGCCCUCACUGAUAUUAAGAAAAGGCUGGAGAGGGCUUUGGUGGAGACAGAAGCCUCACUUCAGGUGGCCCGAGAAUGUCUGUUUCAUCGAGAGAAGAGAAUGGGCAUCGACCUGGUUCAUGACGAAGUGGAAACACAACUACUGAUGGAAGUUGAUGUUAUUCUGUGUUGUCAAGAAAGAAUGAAGCUACAUUUGGAUAAGGCUAUUGCCCAACUUGCAACCAACAGAGCUUCCCAGCACGAGCUGGAGAAGGACCUGAGUGAUAAGCAGGCGGCUUACCGCAUCGACGACAAGUGCCACCACCUGCGAAACACUUCAGACGGCGUCAGCUUCUUCCGAGGGGUGGAGAAGGUCGAUGUUCUACUUCCUUUGUUUUUCAGGAUCUCAGUGCCUGAGUCCUGGGCCAAAUUUACCGAUGACAAUAUUCUGCGCUCCCAGAGCGAACGAGCCGCCUCUGCCAAGCUGAGAGACGACAUUCAAAACCUCUUGGUUGUGACUGCCAAUGAAAGGUGGAAUCAGUUCAACAAAGUGAACUUGUCUUUCACCAAUCGCACUGCCGAGACUGCAGAUGCUAAAAAUAAGAUCCAGAUUCACCUCGCAAAGACCCUGCAGGAGAUUUUCCAGACCUAAAUGACCAUAGAAUCCAUCAAGGCCAUCAGGGAGAAGUCUGCCUUCCUGAAGGUGGCUCAAACCAGACUGGAUGAGCGCACAAGGAGACCCAACAUAGAGCUCUGCCGAGACAUGGCUCAGCUGCGCCUGGUUAACGAGGUGUACGAGGUGGACGACACCCUGCAAACCCUGCAGCAGCGCCUGAGGGAUGCCGAGGACACCCUGCAGUUGCUGGUCCACACCAAGGCCACCCUGGAGCACGACCUGGCCAUCAAAGCCAACUCCCUGUGCAUCAACCACGAGAAAUGCAUGGGCAUGUGCAAAACCUUCCCCAGCACCCUGGGGCUGGUCGGCUGCUGUUAGGGGACCCCCACCCGGAGCCGGUCUCCAUACGCCUGGUCAGAGACGGGCUCAGCACUUAAACUGAGGGCA